Myotis brandtii (Brandt's bat) is the source of this 4550-nucleotide messenger RNA. RefSeq names its product dual oxidase 1 (gene DUOX1). Gene Ontology annotation, cellular component: plasma membrane; NADPH oxidase complex. Gene Ontology annotation, molecular function: peroxidase activity; calcium ion binding; heme binding. Gene Ontology annotation, biological process: superoxide anion generation; defense response; response to oxidative stress. Bases 1 to 3879 code for a protein of 1292 amino acids. The transcript is spliced from 28 exons. The record is from RefSeq and is a predicted model, not a curated record. Lineage: Eukaryota; Metazoa; Chordata; Mammalia; Chiroptera; Vespertilionidae.
AUGCUCUUCUCACUCUUUGCCUCUGUGGCUCCUAAGACAGGCACAAACAUUGCUCUGUAUGAGUGGCUGCCCAGCUUCCUGCAGAAAACACCCCCAGAAUAUACAGGGUACCGCCCUUUCCUGGACCCCAGCAUCUCUCCAGAGUUCCUGGCAGCCUCUGAACAGUUCCUCUCCACCAUGGUGCCCCCUGGCGUCUACAUGAGAAAUGCCAGCUGCCACUUCCAGAGGGUCAUCAAUCGGAAUUCAAGCGUCUCCAGAGCUCUCCGGGUCUGCAACAGCUAUUGGAGCCGAGAGCACCCAAACCUACAAAGAGCUGAAGAUGUAGAUGCGCUGCUACUGGGCAUGGCCUCCCAGAUUGCUGAACAAGAAGACCAUGUGGUGGUUGAGGAUGUGCGAGAUUUCUGGCCCGGGCCACUGAAGUACUCCCGCACUGACCACGUGGCCAGCAGCCUGCAGCGGGGCCGGGACCUGGGCCUGCCCUCUUACACCAAGGCCAGGGAAGCACUGGGCCUGCCUCCCAUUACCAGAUGGCAGGACAUCAACCCUGCACUCUCCCAGAGUCAUGGCACCGUGCUGGAAGCCACCGCUGCUCUGUACAACCAGGACCUGUCCCUGCUGGAGUUGCUCCCCGGGGGGCUCCUAGAGAGCCACGGGAACCCCGGGCCCCUCUUCAGCACCAUAGUCCUCGACCAGUUUGUGCGUCUGCGGGAUGGUGACCGUUACUGGUUUGAGAACACCAGGAAUGGACUCUUCUCUGAGGAAGAGAUCGCAGAGAUCAGAAACACAUCCCUCUGGGAUGUUCUAGUGGCUGUCACCAACGUGGACCCCAGUGCCCUGCAACCCAAUGUCUUUUUCUGGCAUGUGGGAGACCCCUGCCCACAGCCAGGACAACUCAGCACGGAGGGCCUGCCAGCCUGUGUUCCGCCUGUCAAGCGGGACUACUUCAAGGGCAGUGGAUUUGGCUUUGGGGUCACCAUUGGGACCCUCUGCUGCUUCCCCCUGGUGAGCCUGCUUGUUGCCUGGAUUGUUGCCCGGCUCCGGAAGAGAAAUUUCAAGAAGCUCCAAGGCCAGAACUGCCAAAGCAUCAAGUCUGAGAAGUUCGUGGAGGGCGUGGAAGGGCAGGCCCGGAGGCCCCAGCUGACCCAGCCCUGUCUCUCCCCAGCGUUGGAAUGGCAGGGCCGCAAGGAGCCCUGCCGGCCUGUGCUUGUGCACCUGCAACCCGGGCAGGUUCGUGUCCUGGACUGCAGGCUCUCUGUGCUCCGCAUCAUCCAGCUGCGGCCCCUGCAGCAGGUCAACCUCAUCCUUUCCAACAACCGUGGACACCGUACCCUGCUGCUCAAGAUCCCCAAGGAGUAUGACCUGGUGCUGCUGUUUAACCUGGAGGAAGAGCGGCAGGCACUGGUGGAAAACCUUCGGGUGGCUCUGAAGGAAAGUGGGCUGAGCUUCCAGGAGUGGGAGAUGCGGGAGCAGGAGCUGCUGAGGGCAGCCGUGACGCGGGAGCAGCGGAGCCACCUCCUGGAGACCUUUUUCAGGCACCUUUUCUCCCAGGUGCUGGACAUCGACCAGGCAGAUGCAGGGACCCUGCCCCUGGACUCAUCUCAGAAGGUGCAGGAGGCCCUGACGUGUGAGCUCAGCAGGGUCGAGUUUGCCGAGUCCCUGGGCCUCAAGCCCCAGGACAUGUUUGUGGAGUCCAUGUUCUCUUUGGCCGACAAAGACGGCAAUGGCUACCUGUCCUUCCGGGAGUUCCUGGACAUCCUGGUGGUCUUCAUGAAAGGCUCCCCUGAGGAGAAGUCUCGCCUUAUGUUCCGCAUGUACGACUUUGAUGAGAAUGGUCUUAUUUCCAAGGACGAGUUCAUCAGGAUGCUGAGGUCCUUCAUCGAGAUCUCCAACAACUGCCUGUCCAAGGCCCAGCUGGCGGAGGUGGUGGAGUCCAUGUUCCGGGAGUCGGGCUUCCAGGACAAGGAGGAACUGACAUGGGAGGACUUCCACUUCAUGCUGCGGGACCACGACAGUGAGCUCCGCUUCACACAGCUCUGUGUCAAAGGAGUGGAGGUGCCUGAAGUCAUCAAGGAUCUCUGCCGGAGAGCCUCCUACAUCAGCCAGGAUAAGCUCUGUCCCUCUCCCAGAGUGAGUGCUCGCUGUUCCCGCAGUGAUGUCGAGGUGGAGCGGACAACACAGAGACUGCAGUGCCCCAUGGACACCGAUCCUCCCCAGGAGGUUCGACGGAGGUUUGGCAAGAAGGUGACGUUGUUUCAGCCCCUGCUGUUCACCGAGGCUCACCGACAGAAGUUCCAGCGAAGCCGUCGCCACCAGACCGUGCAGCAGUUCAAGCGCUUCAUCGAGAACUACCGGCGCCACAUCGGCUGCGUGGCUGUGUUCUACACCAUCGCCGCGGGCCUCUUCCUGGAGCGGGCCUACUACUACGCCUUUGCCUCGCCACCCUCGGGCAUCGCACAGACCACCUUUGUGGGCAUCAUCCUGUCGCGGGGCACGGCCGCCAGCGUCUCCUUCAUGUUCUCCUACAUCCUGCUCACCAUGUGCCGCAACCUCAUCACCUUCCUGCGGGAGACCUUCCUCAACCGCUACGUGCCCUUCGACGCCGCCGUGGACUUCCAUCGCCUCAUCGCCUCCACUGCCAUCGUCCUCACAGUGUUACACAGCGCAGGCCACGUGGUGAACGUGUACCUGUUCUCCAUCAGCCCACUCAGCAUCCUCUCCUGCCUCUUCCCUGGCCUCUUCCAUGAUGAUGGGUCCGAGUUCCCCCAGAAGUAUUACUGGUGGUUCUUCCAGACGGUGCCAGGCCUCACGGGGGUUAUAAUGCUCCUGGUCCUGGCCAUCAUGUAUGUCUUCGCCUCCCACCACUUCCGGCGCUGCAGCUUCCGAGGCUUCUGGCUGACCCACCACCUCUACAUCCUGCUCUACAUCCUGCUCAUCAUCCACGGCAGCUUCGCUCUGAUCCAGCUGCCCCGUUUCCACAUCUUCUUCCUGGUCCCGGCACUAAUCUACGGGGGGGACAAGCUGGUGAGCCUGAGCCGGAAGAAAGUGGAGAUCAGCGUGGUGAAGGCCGAGCUGCUGCCUUCAGGGGUGACCCACCUGCAGUUCCAGCGGCCCCAAGGCUUUGAGUACAAGUCAGGACAGUGGGUGCGGAUCGCCUGCCUGGCUCUGGGGACCACCGAGUACCACCCCUUCACACUGACCUCUGCGCCCCAUGAGGACACGCUCAGCCUGCACAUCCGGGCGGCAGGGCCCUGGACCACUCGCCUCAGGGAGAUCUACUCACCCCCGACCAACGGCUGUGCCAGAUACCCGAAGUUGUACCUCGAUGGGCCAUUUGGAGAGGGCCACCAGGAAUGGCAUAAGUUUGAGGUGUCAGUGCUGGUAGGAGGGGGCAUUGGGGUCACCCCCUUUGCCUCCAUCCUCAAAGACCUGGUCUUCAAGUCGUCAGUCAGCUACCAAGUGUUCUGUAAGAAGAUCUACUUCAUCUGGGUGACACGGACCCAGCGGCAGUUCGAGUGGCUGGCUGACAUCAUCCGAGAGGUGGAGGAGAAUGACCACCAGGACCUGGUGUCCGUGCACAUCUACAUCACCCAGCUGGCUGAGAAGUUCGACCUCAGGACCACCAUGCUGUACAUCUGUGAGCGGCACUUCCAGAAGGUGCUGAACCGGAGUCUCUUCACGGGCCUGCGCUCUGUCACCCACUUUGGUCGUCCCCCCUUUGAGCCCUUCUUCAACUCCCUGCAGGAGGUUCACCCACAGGUCCGGAAGAUUGGGGUGUUUAGCUGUGGCCCCCCUGGCAUGACCAAGAAUGUGGAAAAAGCCUGUCAGCUCAUUAACAGGCAGGACCGGACUCAUUUCUCCCACCAUUACGAGAACUUCUAGGCCUCCUGCCCAGGGGCUCCACCCACUGCCUGCUGAGCAGAGGUUUGGGUCACACCUCGCCUCACCUCUGUACUUCCUGUUUCUGGUUCCCUCGCCUUCUCCCCACUCCCACCUGCCAACCUUGGUCCGGGGGGCCAUGGUCAGUCACCACAUGUGGGUUCAGGGACCCCCAGACUCAUAGUCUAAGCCUGGAGAAGUGGGAGGCACCGUCCAGGGACUAGAGGUGGUUGUUUUGGGGCAAAAUGACACCUCUUCUUCCAAACUAAGAACAAUUUCAAAAGACUGGGGCUGACAAGUGGUAAGUUGUGUGUGUGUGUGUGUGUGUGUGUGUGUGUGUGUGUGUGUAGGGGGCUGUGAGCCUAGGAUGAAGUGGGAGCACAGAUGCUGGCAUCUUAGAACUCCUCCCCUAAGUCCUCCCCUUCUUCUGGGCUUUCCACUGUCAAAAGGGCUGGCAAAUGCCUUCAAGGGGACAGAGGCUGGACCCCAGAGAGAAAUUUAUAGGAAAUCUCUCAGCACCUCAGUUUAACAGCACAAUUGAUCUUCUCUCCCAAGUUCUUAAACAGGUUCUGUAGUCAGAACCUGGCUCAAUAUCUCUCUAUGUAGUGCUCUUCAGACGAUCUCUGCUCUUCUUGUUCCAUAGCCUCCUCUACAAAUAAAUCACUUUUCUGCCC